CAAGCCUUUUUUCUUCUCUAACUAUAAAUAAGAGACUGCAUGCAGAUCUCCAACAAAAUUUUAAUUUUAAUUGAGACACACUUCCUUCAUUUCCAUCAUCUUUAUCAUCAUUAUACCUUCUUGUCUACGUGAAUAAACCAAUGUCUGAGUGCUACUUUUUCCACCCUUUUCUUUUCUCACUAAAUUAAACCCAUAGCCCAUCUUCUUUUCAAAUUUCUUUUACUCUCUUCCCAGAUCCCAACUUCACUUCAAACCUUGAUCUGAUCAAGACCCACCUUCCAAAAAUGCAACUUGGGACACGGGUAUUACACCUUGUUCUCAUAUUUUCACUUCUCAGUGAGUUCUCAGAAAGUGUGGCUCCAAUCUGCUCAGAACAAGACAGGGCCUCUCUUCUGAGCUUUAAAGCAGGCAUUUUGCAGGACACAACAGAUACACUCUCUACGUGGACAAGCAGAGACUGCUGCGAUGGUGGCUGGGAAGGAGUUCAGUGCAAUCCAUCCACAGGGCGAGUAAACAUGUUGCAGAUACAAAGACCAGAGAGAGACGAUGAGACAUACAUGAAGGGCACUCUUUCUCCCUCACUGGGGAACUUGCAUUUUUUAGAGGUAAUGGUCAUAAGUGGUACCAAGCAUAUUACAGGACCAAUUCCUUCUAGCUUCUCAAAUUUAACUCGCCUCACUCAGCUAGUUCUGGAAGACAAUUCCCUUGGAGGAUGCAUUCCUCCAAGUUUAGGUCGUUUGUCCUUGCUCCAGACCCUUUCACUCAGUGGGAACCAUCUCAAAGGACAGAUCCCUCCAACACUUGGGGGUCUUAGAAACCUUAUCCAACUUAAUUUAGCAAGAAAUUCUCUGACAGGUCCUAUCCCUCUUAGUUUUAAAACCCUUGUUAAUUUGCAAUACCUUGAUGUCAGCUACAAUUUGUUAUCAUCAACCAUCCCAGAUUUUGUUGGGGAGUUCAAAAAUUUGACUUAUUUGGACUUAUCUUCUAACCUUCUAACAGGAAAAAUUCCCAUUUCCUUGUUCGGCCUUGUCAAUCUUUUAGACUUGUCCUUGGGCUAUAACAAGCUCGCAGGGAACAUCCCAGAUCAGGUUGGAAAUCUGAAAUCUCUGACAAGUCUUCAACUCAGUGGCAAUCUGCUCACAGGGCAUAUUCCACUGUCUAUAUCAAGAUUACAGAACCUUUGGUACCUCAAUGUAUCCAGGAAUUGUCUUUCAGAUCCCUUACCAGCAAUCCCUAUCAAGGGAAUCCCUGCCCUUUUGUCCAUAGACCUGUCUUAUAAUAAUCUCAGCCUUGGAAGUGUUCCUGAUUGGAUCAGAAGCAAGCAACUCAAAGAUGUCCAUCUAGCUGGGUGCAAAUUGAAGGGAGAUCUCCCACACUUCACAAGACCUGACUCCUUGAGCUCCAUAGACCUAUCAGAUAACUACCUGGUUGAUGGUAUUUCAAAUUUCUUCACAAAUAUGUCAAGCUUACAAAAGGUCAAGCUCUCAAACAACCAGUUGAGGUUUGAUAUUUCUAAAAUAAAAUUGCCAUCAGAGUUGUCUUCCAUAGACUUGCAUGCAAAUCUGCUGGUGGGUUCGUCGUUGUCAACAAUCAUAAAUAACAUGACAAGCAGCUCAUUGGAGGUUAUAGACGUAUCAAACAAUUUUAUUUCAGGUCACAUUCCAGAAUUUGUGGAAGGCUCGAGCUUAAAGGUGCUAAACUUGGGGAGCAACAACAUAUCAGGUCCAAUCCCAAUUUCUAUCUCAAAUUUGGUAGAACUUGAGAGACUGGACAUUUCGAGAAAUCACGUGGUGGGAACCAUCCCUUCAAGUCUAGGUCAGUUGCUGAAACUACUAUGGCUUGAUGUAUCCAUAAACAAAUUAACAGGGCAAAUUCCAAGUAGUUUUUCCCAGAUAACUGGUCUAAAGCAUGCAAGCUUCAGGGCAAACAGGCUGUGUGGUGAAAUACCACAAACUAGACCAUUCAACAUCUUUCCAGCAGUUGCUUAUGCACACAACUUGUGCUUAUGUGGCAAACCUUUACAGCCAUGCAAGUGAUGAAAACAAGGUAGUAUGGGUCAGUUAGGUGCUGACUCUGUAAUAGUAGAUGUGCUCAUGCCUUGUGACCAUUGUUACAUGAGCAAAAUAGAAUAGGCACCACCACAUUUGAAUUAUUUCUUUUCAAGGUCGACCACAAUGCUUUAGUUCUAUUUUAUAAUUCAAUAUUGUUUUAAUAAUAUAUGCUCUCUUUUACAA
Messenger RNA from Cajanus cajan (pigeon pea), 2234 nucleotides. RefSeq names its product Leucine-rich repeat (LRR) family protein. The record is from RefSeq and is a predicted model, not a curated record. NCBI's taxonomy places the organism in Eukaryota, Viridiplantae, Streptophyta, Magnoliopsida, Fabales, Fabaceae. Gene Ontology annotation, molecular function: protein binding.